AUGUCAAACAAGUGUUUUGUGAGGGUGGAACUAGGGUUUGCCUACUUCCAGGAAAUUCCUUUGCCUUCAACUUUGCUCAUUCAAGAUGAAGAUAGAUCGAAAGAGAUUUUAUUGAUCAGUAACAAUAACGAGUACAAAGUCAGUGGCUUCGUUAAUAAAGACUGGACACACGUGAGGAUUGGUGGUAAUAAUUGGUAUGAAUUUGUGAAGGCUCACAAAUUAAUUCUCAAUCAAGGACUCUACUUUAUUGUGAGGGAAUUAGGGAUUAUGAAUAUUUUUUUGUUUGAUAAAAAUAAUGUUCUCAGCAACAGUCCAACACCAAAUAUGACAUGGAAUCACAUCAACAACAUUAAAGUUCAAAUGACUGUUCCAUCUGAAUUCUGGAGACGACAUAGGAGUAUCCUUACUAAAAACUUGGCUGUCAUAUACACUAAUGCAAUGAUGUAUAAUAUGGAGUUCCAUAAAUCAUACAAUCCACUGCAUUAUAGUAAAAAGGUGUCCCAGUUGAAGAUUGUCGGGAAUUGGAACACACUGAUGCUUGAUAAUCAGUUUCCAAAAGGAAGUGUUCUUAAAUUUAUGCUAGAUGUCGAAAGUGUACACUCCAGAAAGAAUGAUGUAACUUUUUCUAUUUCAGAGAUUUCCUAG
Oldenlandia corymbosa var. corymbosa is the source of this 645-nucleotide messenger RNA. Lineage: Eukaryota; Viridiplantae; Streptophyta; Magnoliopsida; Gentianales; Rubiaceae. The record is from the annotation of a GenBank genome assembly.